UGCACGCGCACGACCCACCACCCGAGCGCUCGAGGCGACCUCGCGCGCGAACUCGCUUUCGAAAUGGUCGGCUACGCGCUCACCCCGGGCGCGGCGCUGCGUCUGCACGCGGGAGACUCCGGGCUCAGUCCGAUCUUGCAAGUCGCGGAUCUGCGCGCGCUUCAGAACAAGGACGAAAAGGCUGGGGCGAACGCGGAGCCGCGCUUCCGCGUGAUGCUCUCGGACGGGACGCACUACGUCACCGCGAUGCUCACGUCGCAGCUGAACUCGCACGUGAUCGAGAACCGCCUGAAGAAGUUCACCGUGGUGCAGCUCGAGGAGUACUUCUCGAACGAAGUCCAAGGGCGCAAGAUCAUCAUCGCGCUCAAGCUCACCCCGAUCGACACCCCGCCGGACAUCAUCGGCCAGCCCGUCUCCGCGACGGACGCGGACAAGAACGCGGCGCCGCCUCAACAGCAACAGCAACAACACCCCAAUCCGGGAGGCUACGGCGCCAAUCCGGGGUACGGCCAGCAGCCCUCCGCGCCGGGGUACGGCAACGCGCCCACGGGGAACUACGGCGCGCCGCCGCCGCCGAGCGCGAACGGGAACUACGGCGGCGGUAACGGCGGAGGAUACGGCGCGGGCGCGUACAGAGGAGAUCAGGGGCGCGGCGGCGGCGGCGGAUACGGCGAGCCGCCGCCUUCGUACGGCGCGUACGGCCGCGGCCCGACCGCGCGCAACGACGCGCCCGCGAAGAUCUCUCCGAUCUCGUCGCUCAACCCGUACAACAACCGGUGGACGAUCCGCGCGAGGGUGACGAACAAUCCGGAGAUCAGGACGUACCACAACCACAAGGGCGACGGGAAGGUGUUCAACGUGGAGCUUCUGGACGCGGAGGGCGGCGAGAUCAAAGCCGUCGCGUUCGGGGACACCGCGGAGCGGUUCGCGGACGUCUUCCGCGCCGGGAGCGUGUACGAGCUCAGCAAAGGGCAGAUUCGCCCGGUGCGGAACCCGAAGUUCAGCGUCGGCGAGUUCGAGAUGAUGUUGGAUCACAACACGGAGGUGCGAGAGAUCGACGACCCGGCCGUCGUGGGCUCCAUCAAACGCGUGAACUACGCCUUCAAGAAGAUCGCGGACGUGGACCACAUCAGCAGCGGCUCCCUCGUCGACGUCUGCGCGGUCGUGCACCACGUCGGGGAGCUCAACACGAUCAUGAAGCGCGACGGCGGGGAGACGUCGAAACGCUCGAUCACGCUCCGGGACGACAGCGGCGCGUCAAUCGAGCUCACGCUCUGGGCGCCGCAGGCGCUGGACAUCGGCGGGCGGCUCGAGGGACUCGUGAACGACGGCGACCACCCGGUCAUCGCGAUCAAGAACGGUCGCGUCGGCGACUUCCAAGGGAAGAACAUCGGGACGAUCAACUCGUCGCGGGUGGACAUCAACCCCGACGUCGACGAGGCGGCGAGGCUGAGGCACUGGUACGACACCGGCGGCGCCACCGCGGAGGUCAAGGCGUUCAGCGGCGCGGGCGCGAGCGGCGGCGGCGGAAGAGGCGACCGGUGCGUCACGAUCGCGCAGCUCAAGGAGGAGAUCGCGCGCGACGGCGCGACGCCCGCGUUUUGGGUCCAGUGCCGCUGCCACGUGACGUACUUGAAGUCCUCCGACGCGGGGUGUUUUUACCCCGCGUGUCCGCUGAGAAACGGCGAGCGGAUGUGCCAAAAAAAGUUGCGAUACGACGAGGCGAUGGGGACGUGGAACUGCGAGCGACACGCGGGCGAGCACGUCCCGAACUGCGAGUGGCGAUACAUCAUCAACAUGACCGUCGCGGACCACACCGGGCAGCAGUGGGUCAGCGCGUUCGGAGACACCGGCGACGUCAUCAUGGGCAUGACGGCGGGCGCGUUGAAAGAGCUGAUGGACACCAACUACGACGCGUACGAGAAGGCGAUCGCGGACGCGAACUUUAAGCAGUUCUUGAUGAAGUUCAAGGUGGCGGACGACACGUACAACGACGAGACGAGGGUGAAGGUGUCCCUCAACAAGCUCGACGCGAUCGACUACGUGUCGGAGAGCAAGCGGAUGCUGGAUCAGAUCGGGAAGCUGCGACGCGGCGAGAGCGUGGACGAGCCUCGGCCGGCGCCGCGGAACGUCUCCAUGGGCGGCGGCGCGGGCAUGGGCGGUGGUGGCGGCGCGGCCGCGACUGGGGGAUGGAACCAGGCCGGCGGCGGCGCGGCCGCGACUGGGGGUGGUCAGUACGGCGGCGGCGGCGGCGGUCAGACCACCGGCACGUGCUACAAAUGUCAGCAACCGGGACACUGGGCGAGGGAUUGCCCGAACGGCGGCGGCGGCGGCGGCCAGUACGGCGGCGGCGGAGGCGGAGGCGGCGGAGGCGGUGGCGGCUCGUGCUUCAAGUGCGGAGAGAGCGGUCACUGGGCGAGGGACUGCCCCACGGGCGGCGGCGGCGGCGGCGGCGGGAACUGGAACAACAACGGCGGCGGUCAGUACGGCGGCGGGGGGGGGAACUGGAACAACAACGGCGGCGGCGGAGGAGGAGGAGGUCAGUGGGGCGGCGGCGGCGGCGGGUGGUGA
Messenger RNA from Micromonas pusilla CCMP1545, 2571 nucleotides. RefSeq lists its product as uncharacterized. Gene Ontology annotation, biological process: double-strand break repair via homologous recombination; meiotic cell cycle; telomere maintenance via telomerase. Gene Ontology annotation, cellular component: nucleus; DNA replication factor A complex. The transcript is spliced from 3 exons. NCBI's taxonomy places the organism in Eukaryota, Viridiplantae, Chlorophyta, Mamiellophyceae, Mamiellales, Mamiellaceae. The coding region runs from base 64 to 2571 and encodes 835 amino acids. Gene Ontology annotation, molecular function: zinc ion binding; damaged DNA binding; single-stranded telomeric DNA binding. The record is from RefSeq and is a predicted model, not a curated record.